This is a messenger RNA of Pieris napi, 3901 nucleotides long. RefSeq names its product FMRFamide peptide receptor frpr-18 (gene NGR-A18). The coding region runs from base 64 to 1359 and encodes 431 amino acids. Gene Ontology annotation, molecular function: G protein-coupled receptor activity. The record is from RefSeq and is a predicted model, not a curated record. The transcript has 3 exons. Gene Ontology annotation, biological process: G protein-coupled receptor signaling pathway. Gene Ontology annotation, cellular component: plasma membrane. NCBI's taxonomy places the organism in Eukaryota, Metazoa, Arthropoda, Insecta, Lepidoptera, Pieridae.
UCUGCAGAGAGCGCUCUGCUCGGUAGUUUACCUCGCGGAGGCGCGGCGCAAGCACGCCGCGCCAUGUCCGAUCUUCCCUCAGACAACCUCACUCAAUACGACACUUUUGAAAACCAAACUGAUUUUGACGAAGCCGCGACACAAUUCGUCAACAACCUGUAUCUUUAUUACACUCCCAUCCUUACUAUUCUCGGUUCCAUUGGCAACUUGCUUUCCGUGUACGUUUUCUUCAUCAGCAAACUGAGACUUCAAUCCACCAGCCAGUAUCUUUCCGCUUUGGCAGUUUCUGACACCGUAUUUCUUUUGCAACUUUUGGCGCCUUGGCUGAGCGCGAUGCGGGUGACUUCGAUAUUCUUCACGGGCGGGUUUUGUCAGGUAUUCGUCUACUUGUCCUACGUGUCUUGUUGUCUGAGUGCCUGGCUCGUCAUGGCGUUCACUAUCGAGCGUUUCGUAGCCGUACUCUACCCUUUGCAUCGAAAUGCGUGGUGUACUGUCCGUCGGGCCCGCAACGUCAUUGUCCUCUUGACAGCCGGAGCCGCAAUGGUCAACUUGCCCGUGCUUAGAUUCGCCAUCCCUUCUCGAAACGACUGUAACAUCGACAAGCGGUACUUGGUGUACGCGGCGAGAUUUAACCUGGUGGACACCAUGUUAUCCUUCACUGUCCCGUUGAGCAUGAUCGUGCUGAUGAACGUAUGGAUUAUCGUGGGAGUGUACCGCAUAGAGAAGACUAGGCAACAAAUGAUGAGGUCCCAAUCAGCAGGUCAGCAGCGCAUGAGACCCACUGGAGUUCUGGCUAGUCCUGGUUCGCAGCAGCACGUUACCCGCAUGUUGCUUAUCGUCUCUUCAGUGUUCGUCUUCUUCAAUUUGCCCGCCUACGUUUUUCGAAUGAUCGCGUACGCCUACAAUCUGGGUUCGGCGCAUUUAGUAGGACGGUGGUCGGCGUUGCAGCAACUGGCUGUCAUGUUCUUCCACAGCAAUUUCGGUAUCAACUUCAUGCUCUACUGCCUAACGGGGCAGAACUUUCGAAGAGCAGUGAGGCAGAGCAUCCCUUGCCUUCGUCAAAAACCCCGACGACAGGACGCCGUAAGGAGGGCCACUCGGCCCGCCCGUACCAGCAGCAUCUCAAGUCUGUCUGCGGCUUCAUAUGUAAGCACCUGUACGGAGGCCAUUACCAACUUUCCCAGUACGAGCACACCGAGUUCCCGAAGUCAGCGUUCUGAAGCAUACAUCCGCAAGUGGAAGUUUGACAACAGCCGGACCCAACGCCACAGUCCUAACUAUUCACAGAACCCACAUUCGAUCAAGCAAAGGGAUAAUAUAGAAAUGCACAACAUCAAGGCGAUUGCGACCGAUAUGUAACACAAGGUGUAGCGGUUACGCGAGUCAGCUCUUAAGGGAUACGACAGUCACUUAAGUCCUACAUGUCGCGUUUACUACAUCUCUAAAGCAUGUUAAAGUUUUCGAAGUUGACAUUGCACACGAUAAGUCCAUUACAAACUUGUUCAUUCAAAUGAAAUCCUUUAAAACGCAUAAGUCGCCGCAGUCGUCUUUCGUGCCGCAAUCGUAGUUCAUAGAGUUCCGUUUAAUCAAAUGAAGAGUAUAGAUGAAGCGGGUGCACGCCACCCACUCGGGAGGCACAAUCAAUCUACACCAUCUUAAUGUUUGUUUAUACUCGGAAAGCGAACUAAUCAACCCUUUCAGUCUCUUUAUAAUGAAAACAUCUUCUCAAUAAUUAUUAUAUUAGUAUAUUAUAGUCAUGUUGGACUAGGUCCGUUGUAGUGGGUAGAAGUAGUAUGUUCAAAAAUGUUGCAGUAGUUAUUAGAGGGUUUCAAACAACGAAAAAUAUAAUCAUUCAAUUGUUGUUAAUCGUAGAUUAAGCGUCGUUGGAAAAUGCAUUUGAAAAUGGAAAAGUGUUGAGGUUUCCGGUUAUUCAAAGACCAAUCUUUGAAACCUGAAGUUUUAACAAAGGCUUUACGAUCAGGAUGCAAUAAUGGUAUUCAUGGUAGGAAAGUGUUGACAAUGCUUAAGAUUAAAGAUAGAAGAAAACCGCGCAUUCAAUGGAUGGAUUAAUCCAAACCUAUGAAUCAUGGUGCAAUAACGAUUGGAUUUUUAUGCUCAGGUGUUCGGUACAGCUGUCUCAUUAAUACUACAAUUUUCUUCAAUUUUUCAUGAAUUACCACGGAAACAACCAUUUUCUUUACUUCGUUUAAUUCCAUACAAAUAUUUUUUUCGCGAUAUAAAUCAAAAUAUACUUUUAUUAAAUUAUUUUGGAACCGUUAAAUCUUUCGAAAUAUUACAAAAUCUAUUUGAAUUCUUUUAUAUUGCAAUUCUGACUCUUCAACAUGGCAACACCAAUCGCUAUAGCACCGAGAUCUAGGUAUUAAGGUUGUAGUCUAGUCUUGUAAUGUUCUAGGUAUCGAGAAUUAAAUUAUAGUUGCUGAUAUCCGCAUCAAAAAUGCAUCUAGCGAGCCCAAUGGAUUAAUUAUUGAUGAAUCAACGGAUUAACACAGCAUACUAUAUUAUUAAUACUUAGAUAUCGUAGUAAUCAUUACGUAGAGAUGCUUAAGGGUAACAUUCAGCUACAGUCGAGCCACAGCGUGAAGGCACUUUGGCUCGGCUCUGAAUCUUACCCUGAGCACAUAAUUAUAUUGACUUGAGAUGAAACAACUAUUAAAGUAGUUAGUUUGUUAUUCAACGUUUCUCGACUGCUUAACCGCUUUUGACUUAUUAACCGCGUUUGCUAUUUAUUAUAAUAUAAGAAAUUAUCUCUCUCUUAAAAGUUUAAUAGUGUUAUCAAUAUUAAUAUAUGUUUGUGUAUUUACAUUAAUGAACUGACGAAGCGAACGCCGAAUGGCAUAAAUUUAAUGUUAGUAUUAUAAAAUACAGAGUAUAAACUCAAUAGAAUAUAAUAUAAUGAGUAUAUAUUUUCAUAUCGCCAUUGUCAUGAAAUCUAUACACAAAAUUAAAUUUUUAUCUAAUUAAAAAGCUUACUUUUCAUAUAUAUUUAACAAGAUUUGCGUUACGCGAACUUUGCAACUUGCGGUUCCCCAGUAUGAAUAAAUCUUGUUAUUUAAUUACGAAAAUUAAGUUAGUACAGUACAAAUGUGUCCACAUACUUCUAUAUAACAUUCUUAAAGCGGUCCGUAUUUUUAACUUAUGAAAAGUUCCAGAUAAGAUCCAGUUUCUCUUUGUAAAUUCGCACUGAUAACAAAGAUUUAUAAGUUGAAAAUGGGGAUCACAAUACUUAUUAAUUUUGAGGCGGACGACACUGUGCCACAAUUUCAGUUUGCACGUGUCUGUGUGAUAAAUGUGUGAUAUGGAUAUGAUCUCGAUGGAAUAAUUACAGGAACAGACACGAAGGUGCUGGAAUUACGCCCGUAGGGAUUGUAUACUUAUUUUGUUAAUGAUGUUCAACCAUAUUUACCGAUAUUUUUGUAACAUUUUUCAAAUAACAUUAUUUUAUCAACGCUUGUAAUAUGUUUAAAAUAUUCUUUAUAUUUUACAAUAUUAUAUUUCUAUAACCAAACAGUCGCGAGUAAUAGACCCGAACUAUAUUUUUAGAAAAUCAUCUUCACAAAUCAUCAAAUAUAUACUUAUUGUAUAACAAGAUAGUAUAUCACGUAUAAUAAUGUUCCAAUCUAAUCUAAUGUUCUAAGUAGUGGCUGAUUCAAUUCAACCGUAGGAAGUUUACUGUUAAACGUUGCAUAAUCAAAGAUCAUUAUAAAAGAUCUAUUAGAAAUAUAUUCCAUAUUUAAACUAUCUUUAAACUUAUAGCUUAUAAUGAAUAUGCAGUUGAAUAAUAGUCAUUAUUAAUCAUGUUGAAUGUAGAGAGUAGAAUGUUGAAUGUAGAGAGUAGUAUGUUGAAUGUAGAGAGUAGAAUGUUGAUUAAAUGUAGAGAACA